AUGGAUGAGUUUCAAUUGUUUACACUACUAAUUGUACCAAUUCUUACAAUCUUAUCAUUUUGUGCAUGGUGGUGGAUUACGUCAUCAUCUAUAAACAAGAACUCGCCACCAUCGCCGCCGGCUCUCCCGAUCAUCGGAAACCUCCACCAGCUCGGUAAACUCCACCACCGCUCCCUCUACCGGCUAUCCAAGAAACACGGCCCGCUCAUGCUCCUCCACUUGGGCUCGAAGCCGACGAUCGUAGUUUCGUCGGCAGAUGUAGCCAAACAGAUCCUUAAAACUCAUGACCUUUCAUUUUCAAACAAGCCUGCCCUAAUCUCCACGAAGAAAAUAUUCUACGACUCGAAGGACCUGAUAAACUUACCCUACGGUGACGAAUGGAGGAAGCUGAGAAGCAUCCUCCUCCACGAGCUUCUCAACACGACGAGCGUGCGGUCGUACAGAUCGAUCACGGAGGAAGAAAUGGACCUCAUGGUGGGAAAGAUUACGAAAGAGCACUGCUCGGGCGGCCGGCCGCCGUUGAACUUGACGGACAUGUUUCUGUCGCUGUCGAACGACUUGAUUUCCCGGGCCGCUUUCGGGAAGAAGCACAUGAGCGAAACGGAGAGCGGGGAGAACUUCUUUAAGACGAUGGUCGAGAUCGUGGGGCUGCUUUACAGUUUCACGGUGGGGGAAUUAAUUCCGUGGCUCGGGCGGGUUUCCUUGUAUAAUUGA
Molecule: messenger RNA, 714 nt
Organism: Erythranthe guttata (spotted monkey flower)
Lineage: Eukaryota; Viridiplantae; Streptophyta; Magnoliopsida; Lamiales; Phrymaceae
Source: RefSeq, a predicted model, not a curated record